AUGUCGACGCCUGAGCCAGCCGAACCAUUCGCCAAGGGUACCUUUGCUACCGCCAAGCAAGCUUGGGGUGACCUCUUCCGGUGGAAGCAGAGAGUGGUCGUCACCAACGAAUUCGGUGAAGAACGCACAGAAUGGCAGGCUCCAGAGCCACUCAGGAACCCAAUCAGCCUCUUUGCACAGCUCAGUCUCCGCGAUUGGAUCUUCUUCUCAGUCGGUUUCAUCGCGUGGACAGCGGACGCUUUUGACUUCCAUGCACUGUCUAUCCAGACAAAGAAGUUGGCCGACUACUACGAUGAAUCCAAGACGAAUGUCACGACGGCAAUCACUUUGACUCUACUUCUUCGCUCGGUCGGCGCUGCUUUCUUUGGCCUUGCUGGAGACAAGUUCGGAAGGAAAUGGCCCAUGGUCAUCAACAUGAUUGUGUUGGGUGUUCUGCAGAUCGCUACAAUCUACAGUUCAACCUUCCAGCAAUUCCUUGCUGUGCGCAGUCUGUUUGGUCUUUUCAUGGGCGGCGUAUACGGUAAUGCUAUUGCCAUGGCAUUGGAGAACUGUCCUACCAAUGCAAGAGGUCUCAUGAGCGGAAUACUCCAACAAGGCUACUCAUUCGGCUACGUCCUUGCCGCAUGUGCCAACCUCGGCGUCGGCGGAGGAGUUAAUACAUGGAAGACAGUAUUCUGGGUCGCAGCCGGCCUCAGUAUCGGCGUCGGAAUCAUCCGCUGCUUCUUCCCCGAAUCACAACAAUUCAUAGAUGCCAAGAAAGCCGGCAAAAAGUCCACUUCUCCCGGAGCUUUCUGGAAGGAGACAAAGACCAUGCUAGCCCAAGAGUGGAAGCUCUGUCUCUACUGCGUCGUGCUCAUGACCUGGUUCAACUACUACAGCCACACGAGCCAGGACAGCUACACUACGUUCAUGAUGACGCAGAAAGAGCUGGAGAACGGACCCGCGAGCCGCGCCAGUAUCUUGAUGAAAGUGGGCGCUUGCGUCGGCGGGACCAUCAUCGGAUACCUUUCCCAAUUCUUCGGCCGGCGCCGCGCCAUCAUCGUCGCGGCCCUCAUCAGUGGCUGCCUGAUCCCCGCCUGGAUCCUUCCAGAGGGCGAGCGCAACCUCUCCGCCACGGGCUUCUUCAUGCAGUUCUUCGUCCAGGGCGCAUGGGGCGUUAUCCCCAUCCACCUGAACGAGCUCUCGCCGCCUGCCUUCCGCUCUAGUUUCCCAGGUCUGACGUACCAGCUCGGCAACAUGAUUUCCUCGCCCUCUGCGCAGAUCGUCAACGCCAUCGCAGAGAACACAAUGAUCACGCUAGACAACGGCGACAAGGUCCCAGCAUACGGUCCCACAAUGGGCAUUGCCACGGCUAUCAUCGCGCUUGGGAUUGCCGUGACGACGGCUUUUGGGCCCGAGAAACGCGGCAGGCAGUUUGAGCUGACGAAGCCGGCUGGUGCGAAUGUCAUGUCCGAGAAGGAGAAGGACCUUGAGGAGGGCGACGUCCAUGUUAGUCUGGACAAGGAGAUUGAGAGUGGGAAACCCGGGACGGAGAGAAUCGAGAUCGCCAAGUAGAGGAUGGGUGAUGUGUGGGUGGAUACUGUCUUGGUUCAUAGUUUCUAUACCCUUGGUUGUGGGAUAUUACUGUCAUGUAGCUUUCAAACGUCUUCACUGUGCAGUUGCUUCUUAUUGCAG
This is a messenger RNA of Aplosporella prunicola CBS 121167, 1674 nucleotides long. RefSeq lists its product as uncharacterized. Gene Ontology annotation, molecular function: carboxylic acid transmembrane transporter activity. The transcript has 3 exons. Gene Ontology annotation, cellular component: plasma membrane. The coding region runs from base 1 to 1554 and encodes 517 amino acids. Gene Ontology annotation, biological process: carboxylic acid transport; transmembrane transport. The record is from RefSeq and is a predicted model, not a curated record. Lineage: Eukaryota; Fungi; Ascomycota; Dothideomycetes; Botryosphaeriales; Aplosporellaceae.